Messenger RNA from Sitodiplosis mosellana (orange wheat blossom midge), 6428 nucleotides. RefSeq names its product tyrosine-protein kinase-like otk (gene otk). The record is from RefSeq and is a predicted model, not a curated record. Gene Ontology annotation, cellular component: axon; plasma membrane; signaling receptor complex. The coding region runs from base 2284 to 5391 and encodes 1035 amino acids. Gene Ontology annotation, molecular function: transmembrane receptor protein tyrosine kinase activity; cell-cell adhesion mediator activity; ATP binding. The transcript has 8 exons. Gene Ontology annotation, biological process: axon guidance; positive regulation of kinase activity; dendrite self-avoidance. Lineage: Eukaryota; Metazoa; Arthropoda; Insecta; Diptera; Cecidomyiidae.
CGUUGCAAGUCGUCCCGCAUCAGUCGAGCAAAAAAUGUUGACAUGAACAGAUGCGUGUUCCGCGUCGACCUAACCGUCUGAUAAUCAAUUGCAUUCAAAUGUCCAUUUAAUCAAAGUAAAGAAAAAAAACCACCAAAGUCCAGCCGUAUUUGCAUUGUAUUUUAAUCGAAUCACAUGUGCAUCAAUGCAAAUGGCAUAAUUAUAUGUUAAGUGAAAAAUCGUAUUUUGUUUACUCGAUUGCUCAACGAAAUCGGCAAAUGCUUCCCAAACGCCAAAACAAACGUGAUUUUUCUGCCGAUAUAAAAUUGGAAAUAUUUCCGUAAUUUCUUCAUGUGAGCAAUUUUAUGUGUUCGUCCUUUGCAAAAGUAGCCGCCAAACCAAUAAAAUAAAGUGCAUAGAAGUGCAUAUAUACUGCAAUAUUUGUUUCCAUUUUGGUGUCAUAAAUCGCCUCAUUUCUACCACAUGUGCUAUAUGGAUUUUAAUCGAUUUGAAAAAAAAGAAGCAAAAUAAAAAUGAAAACUCACAAUAAAUCUUUUAAAUAAAUGACGACGAGUGAACAUAAACAUUUGGAUUGAAUGGAGUGAGUGUUGUGACUGUGAAAUGCAUUAAGGGAUUGCAUUAAAGUCAACGAUGAAAUGUGGUCGUUGUGCAGAGAUUGAAAAGUGAAAAAAUCUAUUUAAACAUUUGAUCUGUGAAUGCGGAAUCAUUUUUCAACGAAUAGUUAAUCAGUCUGAAAGUGAGCUGGUUCGUAGAACUAAAGACCAAAAUCCAUGGCCUGAAAAACAUCAAAGGGAAUAAAAACAAAUAAUGGAGAUAAAUCAUUUCGUAAAGUAAACUUUGAAUUAACCAACAACAACAAAAGCAACAGACGAAAAAAUUCGGGAAAAUCAUAAUUCAAGGAUAACACUGGUUUUUGUUACUUCAUUUGCCAGUUACGAUCAAAGAAGAGCGUUGAAUGUGUGAGAACGAUCUUUCUGUGUGUGUUUUCUUUUUUGGCCGAAUCUGAAAAUCAGUCGUUGUGAUCUAAUAUGAUGCGUUUAUUCAACACAUGACGGCAAAUGCCUACAAAUUUGUUCUUUCAUCUCAUCAUCAUCAACACCACAUGAAGCAUAAAACAGAACAUAGCAUAUACGAACGAUAGUAAAACUUGGAAAAAGGCGAGAGGAAGAGAACGAAUAGGCGAAAGGCGCAUUGAGUGAAGAGUGAAUUCGCUAUGGUAUGGAUCAAAAAGCAUCGAAAAUAUAUGAAAAUCGAGUGUAGAAAAUUUCAAGCGUAUGAAGAAUUAAGAACCACACAAAGAGGGUGUGGAAGAGUGUGUAUCGGUGGAAUAAUAGCUAAAAGAGAGAAAAGAAUGCUCACAUUCAUUUGAGAGCUAUAUAAUUUUUGUGUUUUCGUUGUUUUUGUUUUGAAGAGAGGAAGACGAGAGCAAAAAAAAACACGCAGAAUUCAACUGGAGGGCAAUAAACGUAUUGUAUGUGUGUGUGUGUGCAUAUGAUAUAUUCGUAAUCACAAAAGUAUUGAUUGUAAUUAACCGCAUCCAAUCAGUGAGGAAGACGUAAAACUGAUCAUAAAAAAACAAAUCGACAAGGAACACACUGACAACGAAUGAACGAACCGACCAACCAACCAACUAACCAAAAAAAAAAUAACAACACACACUAAAGGAUUGAUUUAAAGGCAACCUACUAAAAUCCCGAAACAAAAGAAUACAUGCAUGAGGCCCACUAAUAGCGAACUGCAAGAAAAACAACCGGUUAAAAAUAAAUACACAACAUUAAAAGAAGCGCACCGACAUAGUUGAAAGAGAAGAAAAAAAGACGCAAAGAAGAAGAAAAAAAACCAAAACCAUAACUAAGAAGACAAACGAACGGAAGAAAGCGCACCGAAAGAAAUAAAAGAGCGAGCGAAUUGAGCGCGACUGAGCGCGCUCGGCAAAAUAUACACACAUAACACAGAAAACCGAUUCUCACACACGGGGGGAUUAUACUCGGUGCACUGGGCAUAAAACAUACAGAAAGAGUCACACAGAGCCAACACACAAGGAGCGAGAGAACAGAACACACCAACAACAACAACAACAACAAAAAAAAGGAGAAAAAAAAGAAGAUAUAUACUUGGAAAAGAAGCGACGCGCGAUCGAUCGACAGACUAUCCGCCCGACAGACAAGCGCUAACAUAAAAGAAACAAACGCAAGAUACCAUUGAACAGCAACCACAGCAAAUAUACUAUAUAGAUAUAUUAUACAUAUAAAAAACACACACAGCACUAACACAAAAAGUAAUAUGAUCAGCAACGAGAAAACUUAUUUGUUUUUGUUGGCAUUUAUGAUAUUUUCGUCGGCAUCGCUUUCAGAUGCAAUCAAUGAUGGAUUGGUGGUGGCGGCGGCUGCACCAGCGACAAAUCCGACACAGACCGUCGAUGCCGUCGAAAAUGAGUCUAUUGUCUUAUCAUGCGGACGAACAAAGAUGCCUGAUGAUGAUGUGAAGUGGUUUUUUAAUGACAUUUUAGUGUCGAAUCAAUCAAAACGAAAAUCCCAAAUCGAUGGUGAUCUUCACAUAAAUUUUGUGCGCCGGAAUGAUAGUGGAUAUUAUCGUUGUGUGAGAAGUCAAGCUGGCGAACAUAAUCAGCGUACUGACAUUUCAACCAUCAUCAAACUGGAAACAAUUUGGCUAACAGCUGCGGAAGUGGUGUAUAGUUCAUCGUCAACAUUGGAUGCGCAUAAAUUGUCGGCAAUUAUACUAAAAUGUCAUGUUGAUGGCAGCCCCAUUGACGAGAUACGAUGGCUGAAAAAUGGUAAACCGGUUAAUUCGAUCGGUCCCUUGGUCAUUCGACAUCCAACCCAGAGCGAUAAUGCCGAUUACAAAUGUAUGGCACGUAAUAAAAUCGGCACCGUCGUCAGCCAACCGUAUCGCGUUGAAAUUCAUGCAAAUGCACUACAACACAAUAUGGUACAUUAUGCGGUAUUUUGUGAGCCAAAGAUCACAAACGCAAACCACAUCGAAAAGUCACUGCUGUGCCGUUACGAACGAAACGGGCGAUUUCAUCGUAAACGCUCGGCAUCGGAAGGCGGAAGUCAGUCAUCAUCGACAACAUCAAAGCGGAAGAAAAUCAGCGUUGCCGAAGACAAUUCAGUUACCAUCAAUUGUGAUGUGAACCGGUUGGAUCGUAAGGCAAAUCAACUGUCGGUGCGUUGGAAAAAAGAUGGCAAAGUAAUUCGUCAGUCGGACAUUGGCAGCGAUUCAUUCAAUGGAAAUCCAAUGGAAACGCCAUCGUUCCGUGACGAUGGCCGCAUUAAUAUGGACGCAAAAAAUGGAUCAAUUACCAUUGCAUCAACAAUUCCAUCAGAUGCGGGCGUUUAUGAGUGUUCUAUCCUUCGAAAUGGCAAUGGCGUUCACAGUGUCCAACAAACCGAAUUGAAUAUUAUUGAAAAGCUAAAAUUCGCUCCGCCACCAACAUCGAACAAAGGCCUUGAAAUCGGUAGCGUUGGGAAAAUUCACUGUAAAGUUCAGGGAACUCCAACACCACAAAUCCAAUGGACAAAAGACUCAACUGGCGAUUUACCUGAAACGAUUGAAGAUAUAAAUGGCACUUUGGUGUUUAAAAAUGUGUCUGAAUCCGACCGUGGCAAUUACACAUGCCGCGCAGUCAAUAGCCAAGGAGUGAUAAGUGCAACGGUCGUAGUGACGCCAGUAAUUGCACCAAAGUUUCUGGUGAAACCACAAGGAGCCAUUCAAGUGAACGAAAUGGGCUCGGUGAUGAUUCAUUGUUUGGCCACUGGUCACCCAAAACCGAAAAUCCAAUGGGACAAAGACUUUGAUUACUUAAAUAUUAGCAACUCGGACACAAGCCGUUUGAAUGUUCUGGACAAUGGAACAUUGUACUUCACCGAGGUGCAUCUGGAGGAUGAGGGUCUGUAUGGAUGUACGAUUGGCAGUAGCGCUGGCUUGAAGCGUGAAGAAGCGCAUUUAAGUGUGAGACCGUCCGAAGAAUUGAUCACAGAUGAUGGGCAAGAAGGUAGUUUCUUUGUCGUUCGUGCCGUGCUAAUCACCGUUACCGUCGUGUUUUCGUAUAUUAUUCUGGUGAUUGGUCUAAUGUUCUGGUGUCGUGUGAAGCGUAAAGCUCGUAAAAAUCGAAUGCAACUUAUCGCCAAGGAAAAUGUGGACACAUUGUCACGUAACGACACAAAACCGAAUGAUCCGAAUGAUGAGAAUGAGCCGUGUUUAGCAGAGAGAAAUCAGAAAAAGACUGAAAAGGCAUGGAAUGGAACAAGCAAUGGUAUUAAUCAUCCUAUCACUGAAACACCGAAAGUGGAAAAUGCAAAUGCCAACAAUGCAAAAAAGCACACGAGUAAAUCGAACUUGGAUCAAAUCACCAUCCCUCGAACCAUUCUAUUUGACAUGGUUCAGGUGGGUCGUGGUGAUUUCGGUAAUUUGUACACAGCGAGAGUGAAGUUUGGCGAUUUGAAACAGCAUUUGCACAAGGAUGUCGUCACGACCAUCACCGUUGAAAAUGAGCGUGACCAAUGCAAAUCGAAUGGAUCGGUAGAAAACGUUGAUGAAAUUAAAGAAGUGUCUGAAAAUACCGAUGAAACCGUCAACUAUGCAUUGAUCAAAGCCCUUAACAAAGUCAAAGAUGAAAAUGUUUGCAUUGAAUUCCGCAGACAAUUGGAAUUGUUCCGAGCCGUUUCGCAUCGUAAUGUGGUUAAACUUUUUGGCCUGUGCCGUGACAAGGAUCCACAUUAUUUGGUUCUUGAGCACACUGAUCUUGGCGAUUUGAAGGAAUUUUUAAGUUCACGAGCCGAUCAAUUGGCCGAAAUCACAUCGAAAAAUGGAAUCGUUCAGAAGAAUCACAUCGACAAAACAGCGGACACAAUAAAAUUGCCACAGCUGCUAUCAAUUGCACAGCAUAUCGCACGUGGCAUGGACGCAAUUUAUCGAGCGCGAUACAUGCACAAAGAUUUGGCCGCUCGAAAUUGCGUCAUUACAUCCGAUUUAACCGUCAAAAUAUCGUAUCCAGCCAAUAUUAAAGAGAAAUAUAUCCGUGAAUACUAUAAGUUGAAGAACAGUAUGGUCCCGUUACGAUGGAUGGCCCCUGAGUGCAUUGAAGAUGACGACAAUACCAUCAAAACUGACAUUUAUUCAUUUGGCGUUUUGAUGUUGGAGCUGUUCACAUUCUGCACCGAAAUACCACUCGAAAAUGUGACCGAUGAGGAUUAUUUAAAGCAGCUGCAAACCAAUCAAAUUGAUCGCAAACUGCCCGAUUUCGUUCCACAAGAUAUUUCCAAGUCAUUGUUGUUAUGUUGGAAGACAAAUCCCAAGGAGCGUCCAUCGUUUAGCACCCUGAAUUCCGUGAUCUCCAAAUAUCUACAGCAAAUUGACACAAAUACAUAAGCCUAGUGCAUUUCAAUAAGAUACUGCUUGCAAUCAUCAAAAAGUCUCCCAAUCACUUUCAGUGGUAUCAAACAAAAAAACGAAGUUGAUUUCGUUCUUCAGAAGAAAAAUAAAUUUCAAAGCAAUAAUAACAGACAACGAAGGAAAUAAUGCAUUCAUAAUCGAGAGAAUCGAUAAAAUUGAUGUCAGCAGCGGGACAAUCAACGGACCACUAUUUUAUCAGUCAUUAUUACAAUAUUCAAUCACUUAAAAUAACGCAUUCGAUUGCCCUCCAUUAUGAUCAAUUUUAACCAUUUUCAUUUUUAUUUUCCAACGCGUGAAUAUUCUAGAUAUUAGAUGUUUCUCUCUUUAUUCUUUUUAAUAAUAAUUAGUGGAGAAUAGAUUAUCUGUAACACGUGACAAAAUCAUAGUAGAAUUUUAGAAGAAGGACGCAUUUUGUAUUCAUUCAUACGAUGCAAACAUUUGGUUUGCGGACAUUUUUUUUAUCAGAAGGAAACUGCGACUCUUCUGUGUCGUGGAUAUUCGAAAUUAUUAAAAUAACUUAAAUAGUCAGUUCUUAUGACGUUUUGGCCAUUUGGCUCAAAAGAUUUCUGUGUAAAGAAAAAUUCUCUGUUUUUUCUUGGAGUGAGAUUUUGUUUUCUAUAAAUUUUGGACUUCUAGUUAUCGCAAUUCAACUUCCAAGUCUCUAGUCUAAAUGCAAAAUGAUAAUUGCAAAUUAAAUUUUAAGGAUUAAACAAACAAUAAAAAUGAACAACAAAAAAACACACAACAUACACACUGUCGAUUGAUUGGUUCAUCAUGUUUUGAUUGUAUUUUAUUUUUUAAAUAACAUCUUUGUAGGCCUAUAACGAAUCGAAUUCUGUUCUAUUUAGUACAUUCAUAAAAAUAAAAAUUUGUAUUUUAAAGUAAUGAAGAAAGAAACAAACAAACAAAAAUGAUGUAUUUACAAAGUUUACAAUUUAAACGACACAGACAUACACAAAAUUAUUUAAUAAAAUAUGCAUUCACAUGUGCAGAUGCAUAGACAUUUUACUGUA